AUGUAUCUCAAGCUUUUGGACUGGUGUUUGGCUGCCCUCGCAGUCUUUCUCAUCAAGCAACUAUUCAGCCUGAAGCCUUCUAGGCCACUACCGCCAGGCCCUAGAUCACUCCCUAUCGUUGGAAACAUAUUCAACGUGCCUAUUGAUAAAUCGUGGUUUGCAUUUUCAGAUUGGCAAAAGAAAUAUGGCAUGUUCAUCAUUUCAUUGAUGUUCAUUGUCAUCAACUCUGCAGAAUUGGCGAUCGAUAUUUUGGACAAGAAGGGUGCUAUAUACUCUGAUAGACCUCGAUUCAUCAUGGCGGGCGACCUUGCUGGAUGGAACGAUACACUCGUUUUACUAGGAUAUGGUGAAACCUUGCGCGAAUAUAGACGACAUUUUCAUCGCCUAAUCGGAAGUCGUGCACUAAUGCAAAAUUUCCAUCCCACAGAGGAGCGUCUGACAUAUCGCUUCUUACAAGAUAUUUUGAAGAACCCUGACGAUCUGAUCACGCAUAUUCGCAAGACAGCAGGUUCAAUAAUUUUAAGCAUAUCGUACGGAUAUGACGUGCAGGGUGACCAUGACCCAUGGGUUAAAGUGGCCGACGAUAUACUCUCUCAAUUCUCAGAAAUGACCGUCGUUGGUGCCUAUCUAGUUGACUUCUUACCGUUCUUGAAACAUGUCCCGGAAUGGGUUCCAGGCGCCAGCUUCCAGAAGACCGCCAAAGCGUACAAAGCAACGUUGUAUCAAGCCGUCGACGGACUUCAUCAGUUUGCUGCCGGCAUUGCUCCCUUCUCAUUCGUUUCUAAUUUACUCGGAGAAGCGAAUUUGUCUGUGAAUGACGAGCACGCUAUCAAGUGGUCUGCUGCUGCGAUGUAUGGUGCUGGCGCAGAUACGACUGUCUCCGCGCUAUACUCAUUCUUCCUCGCUAUGACGCUACACCCUGAAGCUCAAAGGGCAGCUCAAGCCGAAAUCGAUGCUGUUAUCGGCAGUGACAGGUUACCCACUUUGGCUGAUCGCGCUGCUCUUCCAUAUGUCGAAGCCUUGUCGAAGGAAGUCAUGCGUUGGCACACUGUGGCACCUCUAUCCGUCCCUCACGCAUCGGCGGAGGACGACAUUCAUAACGGGUAUCUCAUUCCAAAAGGGUCUUACAUCCUAGUCAAUAUUUGGGGAAUACUUCACAGUAAACGAAACUACCGCGAACCUGAUCUCUUCAAACCAGAGAGGUUCUUGGGGGAUCACCCUGAGCUUGAUCCUCGGACUGUUGCCUUUGGAUAUGGCAGACGGAUUUGUCCAGGCAUGCACCUCGCAGAUGCAUCGAUCUUUAUCACAUGUGCAACAACUCUUGCAGUGCUCAACAUCACAAAAUGGGUUGAAAACGGAGUAGAGAUCACCCCCACUCUUGACGGCCUUGCGGGCACCGUCUCGCACCCAGCUCCGUUCAAAUGUUCAAUCAAGCCUCGUUCCUCAGAGGCUGAAGCUUUAAUCCAUGAAAUACCUGCACAUUAA
Molecule: messenger RNA, 1485 nt
Organism: Serpula lacrymans var. lacrymans S7.9
Lineage: Eukaryota; Fungi; Basidiomycota; Agaricomycetes; Boletales; Serpulaceae
Exons: 12
Coding region: 1-1485 (494 amino acids)
Molecular function (GO): monooxygenase activity; oxidoreductase activity, acting on paired donors, with incorporation or reduction of molecular oxygen; heme binding
Source: RefSeq, a predicted model, not a curated record